CCAGGGCCGCCGCCGCUCCCACUCAUAGGGAACACGCUUCAAGUCAACCCGUCGUAUCCCUGGCUUACGUUCUCUGAAUGGAGGACUUCUUACGUAUAUUGCAGGUUGCUUGGACAAGAUGUAGUGAUUGUCAACUCAGAGAAGGUAGCUGACGAUUUGAUGGAAAAGCGCUCCCGAAACUAUUCCAAUAGA
Messenger RNA from Coniophora puteana RWD-64-598 SS2, 192 nucleotides. RefSeq lists its product as uncharacterized. Gene Ontology annotation, molecular function: oxidoreductase activity, acting on paired donors, with incorporation or reduction of molecular oxygen; heme binding; iron ion binding. The transcript has 2 exons. NCBI's taxonomy places the organism in Eukaryota, Fungi, Basidiomycota, Agaricomycetes, Boletales, Coniophoraceae. The annotation marks the transcript as partial. The record is from RefSeq and is a predicted model, not a curated record.